AAACAUUUUCAGCAAGAUAUGAAACUGUAAAAGGAUUUAAAACACUAUCGGGAACAGUGAUACGAUUAUUUGAACAUUACUACUCACUCCAGUUGGCAAUCUGUUAGACAAAAUUGUUUUAUACAGAGUUCUUAAAACGGUUGCCUGCAUAUGUAUGUAUUUUUAUAAUAAUUGUUAGUAUUAUGUUGUGGGUAUGGGCAAUAAAUGUCAUAUUAACAUUUUUGGGAACACAAAAUGAAAUGUUAUGUGAACAUUAACAGCUUUCUAUGAACAUAUUGUAUAUAUAAAGUACUUAUUUUUGGGACUGGAGCAAUAAAUGUCACUUGUCCUGUAUCGCCCCCUCUUGGCGUGUUGUGGUAUUACUGCAGUGCGCAGUAUGGCUGAACUCUCUGCGCACGCGCGAGGCGAGCAGUGCAACAGAUACGGACAGAAGGACACGGACACCUGGAGUAAAAGCGGACUCUCAAACAUAGUUUUAAAAUCAAGAUCUAAGGCAGGGAGAGUUAUUUAAACACGUCCUUCAGGAUGGCAGACGCAGAGGAAAAAAACAAUAGCUGUGGGACAAUAUGCCUUAAAUACCUUCUGUUCAUCUUCAAUCUUCUCUUUUGGCUGGCAGGUGGCGCUGUGAUGGCAGUGGGAAUAUGGACUCUGGUGGAUAAAAGCGACUACAUCAGCCUUCUGUCCUCCAGCUCCUACAUGAUCGCUGCCUUCAUCCUGAUUGGUGCGGGUGCCGUCGUCAUGUUCACCGGGAUACUAGGAUGCUGCGCCACCAUCAGGGAACAAAGAGCUCUUCUUUUAGUGUUCUGCGUCCUGUUGUUGAUAAUCUUCCUAUUGGAGAUCACAGCUGGAAUUUUGGCCUACGUCUAUUAUCAGGAGUGUUUUCCUCUCUGCUACCAGCUGAACGCUGAGCUGAGAGCUGAUCUGAAAGAGAGGAUGGUGGAAAACUACCAGCAGCCUGGACAAGAGCACAUCACUAGAGCCAUCGACAGACUCCAGCAAGACCUGAAGUGUUGUGGCAGUAACAGCUCAGCGGACUGGAGGGACGGGGCCUGGAUACAGACGCCUGGUGCUAACAGACGCCUGGUGCCUGACAGCUGCUGUAAGACCCCCACAGACCACUGUGGACUCAGAGACCACCCAUCCAACAUCUACAAAGUAGAGGGUGGAUGUAUAUCCAAACUAGAGGAGUUUAUUCUUCAACAUCUGCUGAUUUUGGGCUCAGUGGGUCUUGGGAUUGCAUUUAUUCAGAUUGUAGGGAUGAUUUUUACCUGCUGCCUGUAUCGAAGUUUGAAAGAAGAAAUAUACUGAGAGAAAAACACUUUAUUCCCACCAACACCAAAUAAACCUUCCUGCUGUCUUCAUUGCUGUCUGUUACUGUGUGGUUUUAAUGUGUUGUGUGUCAUGAUUAUGAUGGCGGGUCAAUAUGUCUUGGCUGCAGGACAGUCGUUCUGGAAAGGGAACUUUACAUUGUCUUGUUUUAAGCAAAGAAUAUUGAUGCAAUGUUUGUUAAAAGUUUGAAUUUUGCAGUACAAAUAAAUCAGUGGAAUAAUAA
This is a messenger RNA of Rhinichthys klamathensis goyatoka, 1552 nucleotides long. RefSeq names its product CD151 molecule (gene cd151). NCBI's taxonomy places the organism in Eukaryota, Metazoa, Chordata, Actinopteri, Cypriniformes, Leuciscidae. The transcript is spliced from 9 exons. Bases 526 to 1308 code for a protein of 260 amino acids. Gene Ontology annotation, cellular component: membrane. The record is from RefSeq and is a predicted model, not a curated record.